GUCCGAAGCAUGUACUGUAUCUCCCCCACAUUUGGGCGGAAGAUUUACAGCCUCGGUUCAUCCAAGUUGGGAACCUCCCAAACGUACCUUGUAACCGACCACGGUCCGCGGUUAUCUAAAUAUGCUGUCGCAAUAUCACUAAAUCAGGAAUCAUUUGUUGCUUCCAAUUCAUUCAGAGAAUGUGAUCGAUCAUAGUCUAGAAACAUUCUCAAAACUGUUGCGCACAGGAGAAACGCGACAACCAAUAUGCCACAUCCACAACGACCCAUCUCACGCCUCCUCAUUGCAAACCGCGGCGAAAUAGCUAUCCGCAUUCUACAAGCAUGCCAUGAACUACCACAACCUCCGACGACGUUCGCAUUGUACACAGAGAAUGACAGCACACAUGUGUCGCUAGGCCGACCACAUCAUGCUAUCAAAGCGCCCGGGCCGUCGUCGUACAUGAACAUCGACUAUCUGAUUAGCGUGGUCAAGCAAAACCAGAUCGACGCCGUUCAUCCUGGGUACGGUUUCCUCAGCGAAAAUCCGGAAUUCAGUCGACGCAUGUGGACAGAGGCCGAUUGUCUCGUCAUCGGGCCGGGCUGGGAAGUGCUAGAGCGGACCGGCGACAAGCUCAAGGCCAAAGCACUAGCUGCUGAAUGUGAUGUGCCUGUUCUCAAAGCCAUGAGCCGACCGACUGGCUCGGUUAGUGAAGUAGGGCAGUUUGCCAGCCAGAUUGGGUACCCCUUAAUGAUCAAAGCCGUUGACGGUGGUGGAGGACGUGGCAUUCGGCUAAUAAGAAGUGAGGAUGCCCUGGAGAACGCCGUGCAGAGAUGUAUCAGCGAGUCACCUAGCCGCACAGUAUUCGCCGAACAAGCAGCCAUAGACGGCUACAAGCACAUCGAGAUCCAAGUUCUCGGCGACGGCAAGGGUGGGGUCGAGCAUCUCUGGGAACGAGACUGUAGCGUGCAGCGGCGGUUCCAGAAGAUUGUCGAAGUCGCACCUGCUCCCGUGCAUAAUCGGAAGGUCAUAACCGAGGUGAUCGCCUCAGCGGUCAGGAUGGCGCAGACACUGAAGUAUCUUGGUCUUGGAACAUGGGAGUACCUCGUCAACGUGGAACAAGGGAAAUUCUUCUUCCUGGAGAUCAACCCGCGUCUGCAGGUUGAGCAUACCAUCAGCGAGAGCAUUACCGGCAUUGACCUUGUCAAACAGCAGUUGCUGAUUGCGCAGGGACGGCAAGGUUCCGAAGACUUACAAGAUCGGCCGGCGAAGUGGCGACGACAAGCGGAUGAAACUCCGCCAGCAGCCUCGAUGCAAUUGCGAUUGUGCGCAGAAGACCCUGUUUCCGGAUUUUCCUUGAGCAUUGGCAAAGUCGCGGACGUGCAAUUCCCCAGCGGCAACGGCGUCCGGGUCGACAGCCAUCUCUCGCGAGGAGGUGUAGUCGGCUCGGACUUUGACAACAUGAUGGCGAAGAUCAUCGUCACUGCAUCGACUUGGGAGGACUGUGUAAUCAAAGCACGCCGAGCACUGGAUGAGACCCGGAUUGUGGGCGUCAAAACCAAUCUGAGCCUACUCAAGGCGAUUCUUGUGGACCAAACAUUCGCGUCAGGAAACGCCGAUACAAGCUGGUUGGAACGAAACCUUGACACCUUGGUGCAAAUUGGAGAGCGAAUUGCCAGCGAGACUAACCUGCGUGACAGCACAUUACCUGCGCUAUCCUUGGGUGGCAACCAGUCGUCCAGUCUGGGCAAUUCGGGCACGACAUUCCGCAAAGGCAACGCGUGGACCGUGGUUCUCGAAGAGCCGGGAGACCCUUCAUCCUCGAAACCUCCAGCACAUCACUUGAUCAUCGACCGAAUCUCGCGCAACGAGUUCCCAGAGGCGCUAGUCGCGGAAGUGUCAUACACCAUACCCGGCGCGAAACCGCAGCCCUACAAACUCACGCUAAACAGCACAACGACAUCAGCCGACGCGACGGCAUCGACGCACAAGCGCGGCGAUCCGAACAACAAGGCACACAUCGUCCUGCCGAUGAGCGGCAAGCUGAUGGAAGUGCUCGUCGAAGAAGGCGACAUGGUCCAAGAGAACCAGGUCAUCGCCUUUGUCAAGCAGAUGAAGAUGGAACUCGAGGUGCGUAGUCCACGCGCUGGAACCGUCAAGUGGGCUAUUGAACUUGAGAAUGAGGAGGGUGAAGAUGUGGCGGAGGGUGUUUUGCUGGUGGAAUUGGUAGACGAGGUGGAGACGCAAACGCCUGAGAUUAGAUCUAGAUUGUGAGAUACCAUUGCGGGCAAUGCUCUACAUUCUCAAACAUUUAUGAUGCGAUGGAAGGGAAAUAGCUAGUGCAAGCAGACUUCAUAAAGCUAUGAAA
Molecule: messenger RNA, 2347 nt
Organism: Exophiala viscosa
Lineage: Eukaryota; Fungi; Ascomycota; Eurotiomycetes; Chaetothyriales; Herpotrichiellaceae
Product: carbamoyl-phosphate synthase L chain, ATP binding domain-containing protein
Exons: 1
Coding region: 247-2253 (668 amino acids)
Molecular function (GO): metal ion binding; ATP binding
Source: RefSeq, a predicted model, not a curated record